GCAACAGAGGGUGAACAUCUGUUAAAACAUUCCCAUUUUCCACAGACUAAAGGGGGUUGAGAAGAUCAACAGUUCUUGAAAGGAAGGAGGAGAAGAGGAAGGGAUGUAUAAGACAAGUUACUUGCAUGAAGUGCGCAAGGAAAAAUAUGAACGGUCAGACACUUUUGUAGAUCAAAAAAACCCAGAAGUGUCCAGCUUGGGGUCUGCUGUUCAAGGAUGGGAAAGUUUACAAGAGCUAAAUGACCGGUUUGUCAAGUACAUCAACCGGGCCCGAGUGCUGGAACAAAGGAAUGUUGUCUUCAGAAAGCAGCUGGAGACUCUUCAAAGGAUGGAAGAGCUCUCUGGCUUGGAGGAAGCCUUCACUGACCAAAUUGGACUCAAUCGCCUGAAGAUACGGGAGUUGUCUGCAGAUCGUUCCAAGCUGCAAAGAGAGCUGAAGGAUGCGGAGCGCAUGCUGGAUGAGUUUCAAAACAAAUACAGGAAUGAAUGUGAAUAUCAGCAGCAGCUUCGAGGAACACUGGAGCAGUUUAACAAGGAGGCUGAUGCUGCUUUGCUAGAGAACCUGGAACUACAGAUACAAUCUCAGUUUCUGCAGGAUGAUAUAAAUGCCACUAAAGACAGACACAAAAAGAACCUUGUUGAAAUUCAAACCUAUGUCAACAUUCUCCAACAAAUCAUCCAAACUACCCCCCGUGUGCCAAAUAUAAUCGAGGGAAUAUCUGAGGGCCAAGAGAAGCUGCUAGCUCAAAGAAGAGUGCCUUCCCUGCAAAGCCAGCUGGAAGAAUACAAGAGUGCCCUCUGUCAGUUACAGACCCAGAAGCAGAGACUGCAAACUGAGACUUCAGUGUUGGAACAGGCCAUCAAGAAUACGCAGGAGAGUUACGAUGAUGACAUUCAGUUGUACAACGAGCAGAUUGAAGGUCUCCGCAAAGAAAUAGAAGAGACCGAGAGGACCUUGGAAAAGUACACAGACGAAUGCCGACACCUGGCCAUGUAUCGAAUAUCUUUAGAAAAUGAACUUGACAGAUACAAGAGAAUCAUUGAGAACGAAGACAACAGGUUGAAUUCAGCAAUAAUUGGGACUCCUAUAACCUUGUUUACAACCAAUUAUCGAUACAGCAACACCCCCUCAAGCACGACAAGAGGGAAAGAUAUCACCCAGACUGUCCAAGAAAUCACAAGUGCUAAACCCAGGCAGAAAAGCCUUGCCAAAAAGGUCCUGAAAAAAAAGGAAAUCACCACAAAAGAUGUGACAGACAACAGUGCUGAACAGAAAACUGGAGAUCCAAGAGAAGAGGGAGAAGAACAUGUUGACGAGGAAGAGGUUAGAAAAGAAGAACAUGGGAUGCUGUAUCAGGACAUUGCACAAGAAGAUGUGCCAGAUGGAGCUCAGAUCAGCAAAGCUUUUGAUUCACUGUGUAACAUCGUGAGGGACAGAAUGCGAAGAUACAAGAAGCCAGAGCCCAUUGCAGAUUUCUACACUAAGGGGCGCUACGUGCUUGUGACAGGCGAAGCGAGCUACGUAGACCCAUUCUUCUGUCCAUCUAGUCCUUCCAGUGGUCAGAUCAUUGUUAAGAUCCAGAAUGAUCUGAUGCCUCCUGAUGAUCUUUAUAAGGCUGGUGACAAUGGAAAACCCACUCCCCCCUUACCAAUGCCACCGAAAAAUGGAAAAGGUGAGGAAAUGGAGGAUGACGAGGGAAAAGGAAGGGAUGUAAAUAGUGGAAUACAUAAUAAGACAGGAAGCAAUGGGGAUCAACCGAAGCCAACAAGCUUUGAAGACCCAGGACCAGGGCCUUGCCCAGGACCAAGCCUACCACCUAGACAUCCACCCAGACCACGCAGUAGGAACAGGAAAGAAAACAACCAUGAUGAUCAGAACAGGAGCGGCAUGUCUACUUUGCACCCAACGCCCCCACCAAGAACCAACCCACCAGCUGAUUCUAUGAGCUAUGAAAAAGUGGAGGUGGUUGAAUCUGUGGAAAAGCUUUCAGAGGAUGAUAAAUUUCAGGCCUAUGAGGAGACUGCAAUGAUUGUGGAGACCAUGAUUGAGAAGACAAGCAAGAAGAAACAUGGAGACAAAAAUUCCUAAUUUGCCAGUUGUUCUUUUUGCGACAGUGGUUGUAUACUUUCAGGUGCUGUUGUGCUUCACAUUUAAGAAAUUUGACCUUUACUGUCUGAUAAACCUGGGGAAAGAAGAUGCCGUGUGUAAUGCUAUGGAGCACAGAUUCCCAUCUUAAAUAGAAUUUCUCCUGGAAAAUGUUAGACAGUAUUGAACUGAUUGAAAUUGAAUGACCCAUACAGUAUAUAAUCAGCUUUCAGUUUGCAAAAUUGGGUUACAGUGAUUAACCUGCACACAGUUUUGCUGUGUAUUAAAGAGAUUUAAUAAAAUCA
Polyodon spathula (Mississippi paddlefish) is the source of this 2391-nucleotide messenger RNA. Its product is annotated as filensin-like. Gene Ontology annotation, biological process: lens fiber cell development. The transcript is spliced from 8 exons. Gene Ontology annotation, cellular component: intermediate filament; cytoplasm. Bases 104 to 2089 code for a protein of 661 amino acids. Gene Ontology annotation, molecular function: structural constituent of eye lens. The record is from RefSeq and is a predicted model, not a curated record. Lineage: Eukaryota; Metazoa; Chordata; Actinopteri; Acipenseriformes; Polyodontidae.